GACUCCUUUGCACGAAUUCCUAUGCUCAACAAUGAAAAAUGCUCUUGGCCGCAGAAACAUCAAUAUGGACUUUAUUAAUAGUAAAAUUUGAAAAGAUGAGAAAUGAAGAAGACAGUCGAGUGAAAACACCAGCAGAGUCUAUUUCGGUGACCUCUGCAAAAAGCAGAGUUCUACAUAAGCGUUUCCAAGUAUUGGAGUCACAAGGAUUUGUAGUAGGAAAAUUUCUAGGUCAAGGAUCAUAUGCAUGUGUCCGUGCUGCGUAUGAUGUCAACCGAAAACACGAAGUAGCGGUCAAAAUAAUUUCAAAAAGGAAGGCGCCAGAAGACUAUUUAUCUAAAUUUUUACCUCGAGAAAUCGAUGUGAUCAAAGUUUUGAAGCAUCCGUAUUUAAUUCAAUUUUAUCAAGUGAUAGAGACGACGACAAGAUUUUUCUUAGUGAUGGAAUGUGGUCACGUUGAUUUAUUAGAUGUUAUACGUUCACGUAAAGCAAUAGAAGAAGAAACUGCUGGAAAAUGGUUUUAUCAAAUGUCACAAGGUAUCGGCUACAUGCAUAGUAAAGGAAUUGUACAUCGGGAUCUCAAAUGUGAAAAUUUGUUGCUUGAUAAAUAUGAAAACUUGAAGGUCACAGAUUUUGGAUUUGCGAAGAGACUUGUAAAAGGAAAAUUAGGAGAAAUUAAACCUAGUGAAACAUAUUGCGGAAGCUACGCAUACGCACCUCCAGAAAUUUUAAAAGGAUCUCCGUAUGAUCCAAUGAUUGCGGAUGUUUGGAGUAUGGGUGUCGUCCUAUUUACAAUGGUGUAUGGAAGGUUGCCAUUUGAUGAUUCCAAUCACAAGAAACUUCUUAGACAGACACAGCAGAAAGUAAUAUUUCCGGGGAAGCCAGUUGUAUCUCAAGAAUGCAGAAUAAUUAUGUUGAAAAUAUUUGUAAAAGUCAAUGAUCGAAUGCCGAUAGCAAACUUCCGUUUUGACAAAUGGUAUAAGAAAUUUGCGCCAUAUUCGGGGGACAAAGAUGAAUCAAAAAUAGCUUUACCACCCAUAAGGGCUGAUUCUCCAGGGGCAAUUGGUGUUGCAUCUGCAUAGGUUGGAUAGAAAAGUGGUUAUAUUUAAUAAAUAAAAAAUGUAAAACAAUA
This is a messenger RNA of Mytilus californianus (California mussel), 1129 nucleotides long. Its product is annotated as testis-specific serine/threonine-protein kinase 4-like. Gene Ontology annotation, cellular component: cytoplasm. Gene Ontology annotation, molecular function: protein serine/threonine kinase activity; tau-protein kinase activity; ATP binding. The coding region runs from base 39 to 1079 and encodes 346 amino acids. Lineage: Eukaryota; Metazoa; Mollusca; Bivalvia; Mytilida; Mytilidae. Gene Ontology annotation, biological process: protein phosphorylation; intracellular signal transduction; microtubule cytoskeleton organization. The transcript is spliced from 2 exons. The record is from RefSeq and is a predicted model, not a curated record.